This is a messenger RNA of Boeremia exigua, 2240 nucleotides long. RefSeq names its product heterokaryon incompatibility protein-domain-containing protein. Lineage: Eukaryota; Fungi; Ascomycota; Dothideomycetes; Pleosporales; Didymellaceae. The record is from RefSeq and is a predicted model, not a curated record. Bases 117 to 2129 code for a protein of 670 amino acids. The transcript is spliced from 4 exons.
CCUGUAUUCGUCAGAUUGCAGAUUUUCAUCUGUUAUCUGUCGAUAGUAGUAGAGCAGCGUGCAUGACGCGGGCGCAGUCCACUUAUUAGCACGCAGCUCUGCCUCAGUCUCUGACUAUGACUGGUCUCACGCCCGAGUCGCACAUACUGGGUUCUCGGGGCGAAGCGCCGGAAGCAGAGCCUAAAGAAUCUGUGAAAAACCUGCAGGAAGAGAAGAUCGACGACGCGAGCUCCAGUGUACUCUGCAGGAAAUGCGCUGCGCUUACUUACCAGUGCAUGCGUGUUUCGGAAGCAUCACCAGACGGCCAGCUGCAUCACGAGAAUUGGAAAAGCCUUGCAAGGGCUGCAAAUCUCGGUUGCCGUCUCUGCACCUUCUUCACUGUGGCUGCUCUCCAUCCCAAGUCGAAGCCAGGGCAUGCUUUCUAUCAAGAUCAAAAUGGGCCCAUACGUUUGAAGAUAGUAGAGACGUGGAAGGAGAAGGUAGUAUGUCUGCAUAUGUAUGUCCCACAAGACAGACAUCCAGCAGUAUACUACUUGUACCUCACUACAGAUGCUCCAGAUCAGAUACCGCAGUGCGAGAUCAAGAUGAGUGCUGCCGAGCGCGAUCGCCUAUCAAGUGUUGCGAUCAGCAAAAUGCAGAGGUGGGUACACGCUUGUGAGACUGAACACUCUUCGUGCAGACUUCAGACUAAAGCUGUACUUCCAACUCGUGUUGUAGAUGUCUCCUUGAUCGACAUGAAUGGAUUCAUACGCUUGGUUGAAGGACGUGAUUGCUCGCAAGCAGAAUACAUAGCACUCAGCCACUGCUGGGGGGAUAUGCCACCUAAUAGCCUCGACUUGCUUUCCAAAUGUGACAAGAGCAACAUUGAUACUUUGCGACGUGGUGUUCAUAUCGGUCGUCUUCCAAAGCUGUAUCAAGACGCUAUAUCUGUGACCAAAGCUCUGGGGAAACAGUACAUAUGGAUCGACUCCCUCUGUAUCGUUCAAGAUAGCAAGGACGAUUGGGCGAGCGAGUGCGAGCGAAUGUCUGAUGUAUACUCAAGAAGCUACCUGACGAUAUCCGCAAUGUCCUACGAAAACAACCUACAAGGUUUUCAAAACGUCCGUGACAAGGACGUACCACCUCACUGUUUUCUGUGCCCUCUGAUGGAUCAUCCAGGAACGUAUGUCUCUGUCCGUUCGAUGAUCGACCACGAGUCUAGGACAGACCAUCUAAAGACAAGAGGAUGGGCGUUCCAGGAGCUGCUACUUUCGCCGCGCGUACUCCACUUCACUACGACUGCUAUGGCGUUUGAAUGCGAUACAUGCACUGUCAUGGAACGUGGCCCUGGGAGCGACUCGCUUUUCGGUUACGAUCCAGGACGGAAAAGACUGGUGUAUGCCGCUGACAGACCGAACAUGAGAUACUACGAUCGAUGGCUUCAGAUUGUACAGUCGUACUCUCACCUGAAGCUCACGUAUAACAGUGAUCGCCUGCCUGCUUUGUCUGGAAUUGCAUGCCUACUAGCAUCGAAGACAGACGAUCAAUACGUGGCAGGACUGUGGAGAAAAGACAUAGCAGCAGGUCUGCUGUGGUACGUAUGGCCUUGCCAGCCACUAGGGUCUACCUACAUUGCUCCAACCUGGAGCUGGGCAUCUCCUCAUGCGGUAUGGACUUUUGAUCCCGCGCGCCGUCGCUUUCUCAAACUGGACGUCAUCGACGUCCACGCACAGCUCGCGAGCAGUAACCCAUAUGGCGAGAUCUCAUCUGCACACCUGGUUGUUUCUGGACCACUCAAGCAGUGCAUGACGAGUGAGUUUGUCAAGAAAGGGCAAAGGUUCUUUGUGCUCAAGGGCGACAAGUCUCUCGCCGUUCGAUUUGCGUUCGAUGCGGGUCGAGUCGACUAUCAUCGUUCAAAGGCUGUCUGGUGUCUGGACUGCACGACUGAUAAGACAUUGGACGUUAAAAUGGCACGUUUGUCCAAAAGAAGAGAGACCUUCCUCCGUCCUCAUGGUCUUAUCUUGGAGCGGAUUCGAGAGGAUGAGUCUGUAUACAAACGCGUGGGAGCCUUUGAGAUAUUUGAUGUGUCAAACGAAGACACAGGUUGGCACAGCACGGGCUUUGUGACCACAACUAUCACAAUCAUCUGAAUCAUAACGUAGCUGGACGUUUCGGUCACGCACAUAUGUGUUGGCUAAUAUGAAUCAGUUUCGAUAUGACGUGCAGGUGCAGCCAUGCACAUGAACUUUGCCGCAAGAGGC